Molecule: messenger RNA, 1533 nt
Organism: Branchiostoma belcheri (Belcher's lancelet)
Lineage: Eukaryota; Metazoa; Chordata; Leptocardii; Amphioxiformes; Branchiostomatidae
Product: collagen alpha-2(IV) chain-like
Exons: 7
Coding region: 65-1495 (476 amino acids)
Source: RefSeq, a predicted model, not a curated record
UUUGUCUUCGUCUGAAACCAUACAAGGCCUUAUUUACCUUUACUAACUAUCGUUACGGUGGAGAAUGACGUCGGAGAAGCUCCCUUACGGUCACCUCAUGCCGGAGAGAAGCACCCGCCGGGAACGCACGGGCGGCCCGCUCGGAUCGCUCGUAGGUGUUCUCGGCGCCGCCGCGGUGUUUGUUUCCGCCGUGGUGCUGGCCGUGAUCGUGCAGAACAUCGGGCAUGAGAUGGGGAAUCUCCGGGCCAAGAUUGGUAAACUACAAGCCCAGGGGCAGAAAGACCACGACGAGAUGGCUAAACUGCAAGAAAAGGUGGCCACCCUCGCGACAAAGGCCGAGACAAGCGACGCAGAGAUAAUCAAGCUCCAAGCCCAGGCUCAGAAAGACCACGACGAGAUUGGUAAACUGCAAGCCCAGGCUCAGAAAGACCACGACGAGAUUGGUAAACUGCAAGCCCAGGCUCAGAGAGACCACGACGACAUGGCCAAACUCCAAGCUCGGGCCGAGAAAGACCAAGAGGAGGUCCUGUCUCUGAGGGAGAGGAUCGUCGUGCUGGAAACACAGGUCCGAGGCGCGACUUUCCUGCCAAACUACGCUGAACAACAACAAAUGUCCCAUAGCCCUGAGGGAGGACAGUCUGGGCACGUCGGCGAGGCUGACACCGGGGGACAGAACAACAACGCCACGGUGGGAGGACUUGCGCACAGGCGCUCCAAGAGAGAUUCGCCCAACUGGGUCAGACUCCCGUCUGGAUCAGGUAGAGUACAUUUAUUUUCAGGCGUACUCUGUUGUGAGAACCAGCCGGGACGGGAUGGGCGGGACGGACGGGACGGAAUGGCGGGAGCACCCGGGCUGAAGGGUGAGUCUGGACAGAAAGGAGACAUUGGACUGCAAGGUCAUCAAGGGGCCAAAGGCCAGAAAGGCGCACAAGGGACAAACGGAUUAGGAGGCGCUGUUUAUGUCCGCUGGGGAAGGAAGACUUGUCCCUCUGGAGCAACAACUGUCUACUCUGGUGUUGCAGGAGGUGAAUGGUACGACCACCCCGGCGGCGGGACCAACUACCAGUGUCUGCCGACCGACCCACAGUGGGGACGGUACCAAGAUGGAGUCAACGAGUUCAGGGCUUUCAUGUUUGGCGCUGAGUACCAGUUGGGCACAAACGUCCCGUUCGGCUCCACCUCCCUUCACAAUCACAACGUCCCGUGUGCGGUCUGCUACGUCCCAACCCGGGGCAGUAAGUUAAUGAUCCCCGCCCGUAACACCUGUUAUAGCGGCUGGACCCGCGAGUACCAUGGCUACCUCAUGGCUGAACGCCACAACCACGCCGGCUCUAAAGAGUUCGUCUGCGUGGAUGAACAGCCAGAGGUGAUGCAGGGCGGACACGCCAACCAGGACGGAGCGCUGUUCUACCCCGUGGAAGCCCGCUGUGGGUCCCUGCCGUGUCCCCACUACGUGGAAGGAAGGGAACUCACCUGUGUCGUCUGCACCAAGUGAACUCUGUAUUCGUCACACUAGCUCCAUGUAUAUCUAUU